AUCCCACACUAACUCUUAUACCGGACUUAUACACUACCAAGUCUAUCAUUGUAUACAUUACACUACACAUUACGAACCGCUUGUCAUUGACCACCGAGCUUAACUACUUACUCUCUUCUGCCCUCUCCCUAAAAUCCUAGCGUCACCACCGUCAUUUUAUUUCUAUCUUUAUUUUUCUGCUCUGUUCUCCCACUACGACGCUUGUUGCUCUGCGCAUCGGACUCGACACGGCCUGGUCGGACCUCACAUUGUGUAUGCUUUUGGCAACAGCAGGUGUUACGGAUAUCUUUGCAAGCGGGUUUAAGCAGCGGGAGUAUUAGGGAAAGAGGAAAAGGAAAAGAGCAAAAGAGACACCAUGUUAAUCAACGGGGAGAAAUGGGCCUGCGAAGCCUGUGUUCGGGGACACAGGGUGAGCAAUUGUCAACACGCAGAUCGACCAUUACAACAUAUCAACAAAAAGGGUCGGCCGGUAUCACAAUGCCACCACUGUCGCGCCAUGCGCAAGUCGCGGUCUUCGCAUGUCAAAUGCGACUGUGGCGAGAAGACGCACAAAUGUGCGCAUCUGCAGCCCACCAUAGAAGGCCACAAGGAAACCUGCUGUUGUAAUCAUGGCGGGCGCUGUACAUGCUGCGCAAAGAAAGAGUCCUCGCUCGAUCCCGUUCCCGAGUCCGAGUCCGAGACAGAGCCGUUGGCCAUCAAGCCUAAGACAACCAGUAGCAGCCGUCGCCGUCGAACCAAUACAUCUAAAUCUGAGCCUCUGCUCAGCUUCGACGAGAAUGGCCACCAUAAACCUACACACAAACAUUCGAGGCCUUCACAUGGCUCCGGACCCUAUACGUUAAAUCGUGGCGUCACUAUACAUGGCACAGGAACUAGUUCUGGCACGAGAUCUGUGGACAAUCUUGUCCACUAUGGGAAGGCGGGUGGUCGCUCGCGAACCGCCACAACCUCUUCGUCCGAUUUAGAGGCUCGCAUGAUUAAAUCCGAGCAAGCCUCCCCUCUGAUGGGGAGUACCUCGUCUUUUCAACAGCUAAAUGGUCAGUUGCCGCCUCUAGAUCUAUCUAACAUCCGCUACCCGGAAUACACACCUGCGUUCGACAUGUUUGGUAGCAGCGGUCUCUCGGAUCACGAAGCACCAAUUUUUAGCGCAGGGUUGAGCGCUGUCUCUGUUGAUUGGGCACAAUAUGAUGGCCUCGAGGUCAAUGGCACCGACAGUCUCGCCUCAUCGAGCUUUGACCCCAUGCAGGCGUAUGCGGGAUUCGAUUUAGCCAGCUCCGUGGAGCCUACAUUGACGUCAAAUUCCGGCGACGUUUCCGAGGCCGAGGACUUCGCAUCCGCAUUCAACGAUGGUCCAUUGGACGGCUUUCGCAGCGGCGCGUCGGGUAGCUAUCUUAGUAUGCCCGACAAUCUGGUGACGAGCAAUGACCUCAGCAACCUUGACUUUGACCAAUUUAAGGGAACCGCAGUCGCAAGCAAAUUCAUGUCUCUCCCUACGCCCCUCGACGACACGGGCUACAUCGAGGACGACGCCUAUUGGGGUAUGAGUAAUUUCAACGACGGCAUCUCACAUUCGCCCGACCCUAUCACCACCGCACUGUGGGACAGUAAUAUGUAAACACGGCUGGUCGUGUAUAUCUCACUCACCCACAUGCUUCAUCAAGCAUCGUGGAAUAUCAUGACGUAUUAAGCUUAUGAUACACGAGGUCUCUCGGGGAGUACGGUCUUUAUGCGACAUCGCGGCAAUGAUCAUCUGGGAAGCUUUACGUAGCUCCUAUGCUUCUUAUACCCCAUUGCUAA
This is a messenger RNA of Xylaria bambusicola, 1797 nucleotides long. RefSeq lists its product as uncharacterized. The record is from RefSeq and is a predicted model, not a curated record. The transcript is spliced from 3 exons. NCBI's taxonomy places the organism in Eukaryota, Fungi, Ascomycota, Sordariomycetes, Xylariales, Xylariaceae. Gene Ontology annotation, molecular function: DNA-binding transcription factor activity, RNA polymerase II-specific; RNA polymerase II cis-regulatory region sequence-specific DNA binding; copper ion binding. Bases 356 to 1615 code for a protein of 419 amino acids. Gene Ontology annotation, biological process: positive regulation of transcription by RNA polymerase II; intracellular copper ion homeostasis; intracellular iron ion homeostasis. Gene Ontology annotation, cellular component: nucleus.